AUGAUAGGAAACCACACCGUGUGCAGAAUCCUGGUGGACAAUGUGAGCUCGGUGGACCUCCUAUACUCUGAUUGCUUGGAAAAAAUGGGGAUCCGGAAGGAACAAUUGGAGAAAACCUCCAGGCCGCUAUACGGCUUCACAGGCGACUUCGUCAUCCCUCAAGGGACCAUCCGCCUACCCAUAACCGCCGGUGAAACGCCUCGACAGGCAACCACAAUGGCCAAUUUCCUGGUCAUAAAAGGAAGCUCCCAGUACAACGCGGUAAUCGGGAGGCCAACCCUCCAAGCAUUACGAGCAAUAACCUCCAUUUACCACCAAAAGAUCAAGUUCCCCACCCCGAAUGGCGUGGGGGAAAUGAAAAGCAACCAGUAUGAAGCCAGGGUUGCGUACUCUGACGCCCUGCGCGGAUAUGACCAACCGGGGAGACAGGAGACAAGGAUGGUUCACCAAGGCCUCGUCGAGGACAUAGAUCCCCGGAUCCAGGAGGAAGUCACGUGGUCUCAACCUGUGGAGCAGUUGGUGAAAGUCCGAGUUGGCGAAGGCGAGUCCACUAAAGUGCUAAAAGUAGGCUUGGGCUUAGCCCCAUCACUUAAAGAUGAGAUCGAAGACUUCCUCAGGAGGAACCUAGAUGUCUUCGCCUGGAAUCAUUCCGACAUGGAAGGAAUCGACUCCGAAAUAAUAUGUCACUCCCUGAACGCCGACCCCUCAUAUCCACCCAAAAGACAAAAGCGUCGGCCGAUGAAUCCCGAGAGGUAUGAGGCGCUGAGAGAAGAGGUCGACAAACUGAUUACUAAUGGGUUCAUCAGGGAGUCCCAUUAUCCUCGUUGGGUAUCAAACCCCGUUCUAGUGACCAAGCCCAACGGAGAUUGGAGAACAUGCAUCGACUUCAGUGAUCUCAAUAAAGCCUGCCCAAAGGAUGGCUUUCCACUCCCUCGCAUAGACUAG
Molecule: messenger RNA, 945 nt
Organism: Morus notabilis
Lineage: Eukaryota; Viridiplantae; Streptophyta; Magnoliopsida; Rosales; Moraceae
Exons: 1
Coding region: 1-945 (314 amino acids)
Source: RefSeq, a predicted model, not a curated record